AUGCCAACAGCUAAGAGGACGUCAUCCAGGGCUUCGUUGGCACUGCCCUUCCAGUUACGGUUGGUGCACAAGAAAUCAUGGGGCCAUCGGCUAAGAGACUUCAUUUCCGGGUUCUUAAAAUCAUGCAGACCCAUUGCUAAAUACGUUUUCCCCAACUUCAUCGUGGUGCACUAUAUCUACCUGAUCACGCUGUCGAUUAUCGGGUCCAUUCUGUUAUAUCCGUGCAAGAACACGGCGUUCAUCGAUGUGCUAUUUCUGGCUGCUGGAGCGUCUACACAGGGCGGGCUGGCCACCAAGAGCACUAACGAUUUCAACCUGUACCAGCAGAUAGUGGUGUACGUCAUUACAUUGCUGUCCACGCCUAUACUUAUUCAUGGGUUUUUGGCCUUUGUCAGGCUGUAUUGGUUUGAAAGGUACUUCGACAACAUUAGGGAUAUCUCCAAACAGAAUUUUAAACUAAGAAGGACCAUGACGUUGCAACAAAGGGAACUAUCGGGCAGCAGUGGCAAUGCCGCUCGAAGUAGGAGUUUCAAGGACAACCUGUUCCGUGGGAAGUUUGUUUCCAGAGAAGACCCACGACAAUCCGCUUCAGAUGUGCCGAUGGACUCUCCUGACACGUCCGCAUUGUCCUCAAUCUCACCGUUGAAUGUUUCCUCCUCUAAGGAGGAAUCCAGUGACACGCAAAGCUCGCCUCCAAACUUCUCAAGUAAGCGCCAACCCUCAGACGUUGACCCAAGAGACAUUUACAAAUCGAUAAUGAUGCUACAAAAACAACAAGAGAAGAGCAACGCAAACUCCACGGAUUCUUUUUCGAGCGAGACCAAUGGACCCGCUUUCAUUGUGCAGGAACGUCAUGAGAGAAGAGCCCCCCACUGCUCACUGAAACGCCAUUCUGUCCUGCCAUCUUCUCAGGAAUUGAACAAGCUAGCCCAGACGAAAAGUUUCCAGAAAUUGCUUGGCUUGCGGAGAGAUGAAGGUGACCAUGACUACUUUGACGGUGCUCCUCACAAAUAUAUGGUCACCAAGAAGAAAAAAAUAUCUAGAACGCAAUCAUGUAACAUCCCAACGUAUACUGCUUCACCGAGUCCUAAAACCUCAGGCCAAGUAGUUGAAAAUCAUAGAAACUUGGCCAAGUCGGCGCCUUCAUCUUUUGUUGAUGAGGAGAUGAGCUUUUCACCGCAAGAGUCUUUGAAUUUACAGUUCCAAGCGCACCCGCCCAAACCAAAACGACGUGAAGGUGAUAUAGGCCACCCCUUCACCAGAACAAUGAGCACCAACUAUCUAUCGUGGCAGCCAACCUUUGGCAGAAACUCCGUCUUCAUUGGACUCACAAAGCAACAAAAGGAGGAACUCGGCGGUGUCGAAUAUCGUGCUUUGAGAUUGCUGUGCUGCAUUCUCAUGGUAUACUACAUCGGAUUCAACAUUUUGGCGUUUGUGACCAUCGUUCCAUGGGCCUGUACGAGGCACCACUACUCAGAGAUUAUUAGACGAAAUGGAGUUUCUCCAACCUGGUGGGGGUUUUUCACUGCAAUGAGUGCAUUCAGCAACUUGGGUCUGUCUUUGACCGCUGAUUCAAUGGUUUCCUUUGAUACUGCGCCGUAUCCGCUGAUUUUCAUGAUGUUCUUCAUCAUCAUAGGCAAUACAGGCUUCCCAAUUAUGUUACGAUUUAUCAUUUGGAUCAUGUUCAAGACCUCGAGAGACCUAUCUCAGUUUAAGGAAAGUCUUGGGUUUCUCUUGGAUCAUCCGCGCAGGUGUUUUACGUUGCUGUUCCCCAGCGGCCCCACAUGGUGGCUGUUUACAACUUUAGUCGUCUUAAACGCUACGGAUUGGAUUCUUUUCAUAAUUCUGGAUUUCAACUCCGCUGUAGUAAGGCAGGUUGCUAAAGGUUAUCGAGCUCUCAUGGGCCUCUUCCAGUCUGUAUGCACAAGAACUGCUGGAUUCAACGUUGUUGACUUAAGUAAAUUACACCCGUCCAUUCAGGUGUCUUAUAUGCUAAUGAUGUACGUUUCGGUCCUGCCGCUGGCGAUUUCCAUUAGAAGAACGAAUGUUUAUGAGGAGCAAUCGUUGGGACUAUACGAUAGUGGACAAGAUGACGAAAAUAUCACCCACGAAGACGAUAUAAAGGAAACAGACCAUGAUGGCGAAUCCGAAGAGCGAGACACUGUAUCUACAAAGUCCAAGCCGAAGAAACAGUCCCCAAAAUCGUUUGUUGGUGCUCAUUUGAGGAGGCAACUCUCUUUUGAUUUAUGGUACCUAUUCCUUGGAUUAUUUAUAAUAUGCAUAUGCGAGGGCAGAAAAAUCGAAGACGUUAAUAAACCUGAUUUCAAUGUCUUUGCUAUAUUGUUUGAAGUUGUUAGCGCUUAUGGUACAGUGGGUUUGUCAUUGGGUUACCCAAACACCAACACAUCACUAUCUGCCCAGUUCACCGUAUUAUCGAAGCUAGUCAUAAUUGCCAUGCUAAUAAGAGGAAGAAAUAGAGGUUUACCAUACACUUUGGAUCGUGCCAUCAUGCUGCCAAGUGACAAACUGGAACAAAUUGAUCGUUUACAAGAUAUGAAAGCUAAGGGUAAGUUGUUAGCCAAAGUUGGUGAGGAUCCAAUGACUACUUACGUCAAAAAGAGAUCCCACAAACUGAAAAAAAUAGCAACAAAGUUUUGGGGGAAGCAUUAA
Messenger RNA from Saccharomyces cerevisiae S288C, 2670 nucleotides. RefSeq names its product Trk2p (gene TRK2). Gene Ontology annotation, molecular function: monoatomic cation transmembrane transporter activity; potassium ion transmembrane transporter activity. Gene Ontology annotation, cellular component: membrane; plasma membrane. Lineage: Eukaryota; Fungi; Ascomycota; Saccharomycetes; Saccharomycetales; Saccharomycetaceae. The transcript has a single exon. The record is from RefSeq and is marked reviewed. Bases 1 to 2670 code for a protein of 889 amino acids. Gene Ontology annotation, biological process: intracellular potassium ion homeostasis; monoatomic cation transport; transmembrane transport.